GGCGCUUGUCUGCUAGGUACAGCCUCGGCAUGAGUAUAGUAGUGCAAGUUUUAGUUGUCUUACUACCACUUCAUUUAUCAUUAAAUCUCCUUCGCUUUAACCGCACCGUCAAGCACCAUUCAGAAGCGCUGCGCACUGCAUGCUCUUCAUAAUUUAACGAUUUCUUCACGACACCACAAUGAGUAACCUCCCUGAGCGCGGUAUGUUCUCAUCUGCUCCGAGUCGAACGCCGUUUUGUCUCCGCACCCUCCUCUGGCUCACUCUCUCAUCCGUGCGAUACCCCAAAUUUGUAUCUGCAAGACCAACAAGCGAGGUGCUGCGACGCGCAUCAGAUGACAAUACAAGCGACGGGAACAGCAUUUCUGCAAGCGUAUGGAUACCCGUACUGAUACUUGCAGUCGUCGUUGCCGUGCUGACACUGGUUGGAUGCGUCAGGCGGGCCACCAACAGGGAAGUCGGCGCAGCCGCGGUGGGGAGCACACCUGCUGGUCAGGCUGCCUCAACUCGCCCUGGAAGACGCCGGAGGCCCGCACGGACUCCAAGUCAGAUAUCCACAAAAUCGCUUCCACCCUACAUGCUGGAACCGGGCGACCAGGAGCUUGUUCUCUUCAGAGCACCUCCGAAGACGGAGGACGACCAGGAUCAUAUGCCAAUACUGGAAGAAGACGAGGAGCACCCUGAAACAGGAGGGACACAUCGUGGUCUUGACCUCGAGUCACAUGGUACCAUACAAGCGGACAGCUCUGCCACAAAUCUUAUAUAUAACGUUUCUGGUGAUGUGUCAAUGAGACGAAGCAUAGACGCUGGUAGCUUGGGCACGUCGCAUCACUCGCAAGGAAGUCAUUCUGAACUCCUACCCUUGCAUACUACACAAACGUCCGAAGAUCCACGAGGAGAAGCGCCUCCGUACUUUGAGGUUGUAGGUCAAGACACUGUUCACACAUUACCUGAUGUGCCUCCUGCAUCAGAGACUUCCAUCGAUAAUACUGCCCCUGAUCGGCGCUCUAGAUUCAGCUUCCUCUUCAAACCCUUUGGCAGCUCAUCACGAUAUCCGCCUCUUUCGAUCCACAACAGGGCUGUCACUCCUGAACAUACUCGCAACGUUUCAUCCCUCUCCGUGGCAUCAACAACUAGUGGACAUGGGCGCAAUCGCUCGAGCUCUAAUUCGACGCUUUUGAAAGCUCUCCGACCCCACGACCAUUCCACGCCUAUGACAUCCCCGUCGACAAUCUCUUUGAACUCAAUAUCGGCACCUCUCACACAUACUGUUAUGCGCUCGGAGUUCCGGGCGCCAAAAGGUGGCAUGACACCUGAGCAAAUUAAACUUAUCACCUCCAGGAAUGCACUGGAAAGAUUCGGUGUUCCAUACGGUCCAGACGCUGUAGCAUUUUCAGCAUCAAGGUCUAAUAUGGCACCACCGCCCGACUUCGACGUCAUUACAUCGAGUUUGCCAGACCAAGCAAGUGGGUCACUAUCAGCCGAUAUUCGCAACCCGUCUGGUACUAGCACACUAGAGAGAGAGACAACAGGAAGUCCUGUCUUUGAUAGUGCUGCUGCGGAUGAGGCUGGACAAACAACCUCACGUUCUGUCACAUCCGGAUCACCUCCAUAUUCCCCAUCCGGAGCUCAUAAAAAUUCUCAAGUGCCAUCAUCACCACGCUCGCUACUACUAUCUUCAUAUCAACGACAGGGUGACUCGCGCUCAAGUUCGACGACAUCCUUUGAGACAGCUGCUUCCGAGUUCUCGCGGCCCACUACACCGCUCACAGCCCGACCUGAGACGCCGACAGCUCGGCCCUUUGUUGCAUGAGAAUAUCUCAAUUGCAUGGCUUUACUGGGACUUAUUUCCUACUACUAUAUCUGGCACUCAUCUUGCUAUCUUUUAUCAUAAAUUGUUUCUUGAACUUUCGGCUACUUACCUCGGAUGUCUAGGCUUUCUGUGACCGUACAUGUAGUUUUGGUUUUGGUUCCGAUUAGUCGGACGCCGCCAGUGUCAUUAUUCAUAGAAACCUGUGCUACAUCAUUUUCCCC
Molecule: messenger RNA, 2031 nt
Organism: Suillus plorans
Lineage: Eukaryota; Fungi; Basidiomycota; Agaricomycetes; Boletales; Suillaceae
Exons: 3
Coding region: 179-1810 (543 amino acids)
Source: RefSeq, a predicted model, not a curated record